Molecule: messenger RNA, 2028 nt
Organism: Penaeus chinensis
Lineage: Eukaryota; Metazoa; Arthropoda; Malacostraca; Decapoda; Penaeidae
Product: phosphoglucomutase-2-like
Exons: 12
Coding region: 78-1898 (606 amino acids)
Biological process (GO): carbohydrate metabolic process; purine ribonucleoside salvage
Molecular function (GO): magnesium ion binding; phosphopentomutase activity
Source: RefSeq, a predicted model, not a curated record
UGGAGAGCAAGAAGUGACAGUAGUGAUACGUGCCCAGUUUUCCUUUCUAAUUCACUUAAUUCCCACCCCUUGACACAAUGGCAGACUUGGAGAUUGACACAGGGAAGCCUCAGCUCGACGAGAAAAUCGCUGAGUGGUUGAAAUGGGAUAAGAAUGAAGUCACACGAGCGGAGGUGGAACAGAUGGUUCAACGGCGUGAUGUCAACCAGCUGGAGGAGAUCAUGGCACAUCGCAUGGUCUUUGGGACGGCUGGGCUGCGCGGUCGCAUGGGGGCUGGAUGUGCCCUCAUGAACGACCUGGUCAUCAUUCAGACCUCACAGGGAUUCAGUAAGUAUUUGACAGCUGUGAACCCCCAAGCCAGGGCAAAGGGCAUUGUGAUUGGACAUGACAGUCGCCACAAUAGCCACAGGUUUGCCAGACUAGCAGCAGCAGCCUUUUUAAACAACGGAAUUCCAGUUUACCUUCUUGGCAAAAUUGUGCCAACACCUUUUGUGCCUUUCACCAUCCUGCAGUACGGGGCAGCUGCUGGUGUGAUGGUCACUGCUUCCCAUAAUCCAAAGGAAGAUAAUGGUUAUAAAGUGUACUGGGAAAAUGGUGCUCAGAUCAUUCCCCCUCAUGACUCAGGCAUCCAGAAAUCCAUCGAAGAGAACCUGAGCCCUUGGGAAGAUGCCUGGAAUGUAGAGAAGGCAUUGGCAGACCCAAAGCUGUCUGACCCCCUGGAUGACAUCUCCAACAAAUAUUUCUCAAAACUGGGGUCCUCCAUGCUUGAUAAGGAGAAGAACCAAGCCUCUCCGCUGACCUUCACCCUAACAGCCAUGCACGGCGUUUCACAUGACUACAUGGUGGAAGCUUUCAAAGUGUGUGGAUUUAAGCCCUUUGUCCCAGUGAAAGAGCAGAUGGUGCCUGACCCAGAAUUUCCGACCGUCAAGUUCCCCAACCCAGAAGAAGGCAAGAGCGCACUGGACCUCUCCUUCAAGACGGCAAAUGAAAAUGGCUCGUCUGUCAUUCUGGCCAAUGACCCUGAUGCAGAUAGGUUGGCGGUGGCUGAGAAGUUGCCGAGUGGGCAAUGGAAGGUGUUCACAGGCAACGAGGAAGGAGCCUUGCUCGGUUGGUGGGCAUGGCAGCGCAGUCGCCAACUCUCACCAGACAUCCCACCCAGCAACUGCUACAUGAUCGCAUCCACUGUCUCAUCGAAGAUUCUGAGGGCCAUAGCAAGCAAGGAAGGAUUUCAUUUCGUGGAAACCUUAACAGGCUUUAAGUGGAUGGGUAACAAAGCCCAUGACCUGAUCCAGGAAGGCAAGACUGUUCUCUUUGCCUUUGAGGAAGCAAUUGGGUUCAUGAAUGGAAGUGAGGUUUUGGAUAAGGAUGGUGUCUCGGCUGCAAUACGUCUGGCAGAAAUGGCAACUGUCCUAAAGGCAGACCACAACAUGACACUAUUUGACAAACUGCAGGAUAUUUACAAAACAUAUGGAUAUCAUGUCAGCAACAACUCAUAUUACAUCUGUCAUGACCAGAAAAUUAUAAAUAAGAUGUUUGAGAGAAUAAGGAACUUCAGUGGACCAAACACUUACCCCGAGGCAGCGUGUGACGGCAAAUUCUCCGUGGCCAGCGUGCGCGACCUGACGACGGGCCACGACUCCUCGCAGCCCGACAAUAGAGCCAUCCUCCCCGUGUCGGCCUCGAGCCAGAUGGUUACCUUCCUGUUCUCCAACGGGUGUGUUCUCACCCUCAGGACCAGUGGAACGGAGCCCAAGAUCAAGUACUACUCGGAGAUGUGUGCCAAGCCUGAGCAGCAUGACUGGGCGGCCCUGGAAGCUGAGCUCGCAGAACUGGUGGAAGGCGUUGUCCAGGAGAUGAUGGAACCGCAGAAGAACAGCCUCAUUGCUAGAGUAGAUUAGGUGCGGUGCUGCAUCCCUGACCUCAUUCCACACUUUGUGGGAGGCGCUUACCUCCUGGUAACAGUGUGUUGCCCUACUUGGGGUGAACACUUGUUUGUAAUUGAAAUAGAAAUAAAUCAGUCAUAAUUAG